UAUCCGUCUCUCUCCGUAAUAGUCAGGCAACAUGCACGAAAUGUGUAUUGAUUUCCAUAAAAAGGUGAAUGCAUAAUUAUAGACUCUACAGGUAGCGCACAGGUAACGGCCAACGGGCGGCCACGCUCCACUCCCUCAUUGUUACCUCGGCAAGGAAUGCUGUGACACGGGAUACGGCAGACAUUUAAAAAUAUCGGACCGCGGCUUUAAACGAUGGAUAAAUAUUGAACAGAUAGCUAUCGAUAAAACAGGAGAAUUAGACCGAACAGUAAAAAGGACCAUCCUGUGAUCUGUAUAGGAAUUUUUAAAUUGUGUGCCGUUUAGAAUUAUUUACAAAUAUAUUUAAAACUUUAAGCGCUUUGAAAAAGCUGUUACGCUUCAUCUACAACGUUCAGUGUAUAUUAAAUUGGAAGUGAUUUACAUUUACAAUAUACACUUAGGUACGCCAACCUAGACUAACACGAAAUCGUUACACUUCAUUUACAGGAGUUAGAUAGCCGCUGGUGAAAAUUCUGUUAUGGGAAAUAGUGGACUUGCAUUGUGGCUCACACACCAAACGAAUGGCGACGGAUUAUCAUUGUCCGACAAACCCCACCAAGUACUGACCCAGGAACACAAGUGUCUGUUAAGUGAUUUACUGGCUGGUAAACUCUGAAAUAGCCGUUGAAGUCCAUAUAAACGCUGACAAUGGGGUACGGCACACAUCGGUUUAUUACUACCGUCGACCCGAAUUUGAUAUGUGGAAUUUGCGGAUCCGUACUAGAAGAUCCCGUGUUGACCCCUUGUGGACACAGCUUCUGUAGGCUAUGCCUCAACACUUGGCUCAGCAAACCAGAUGUUCGGACGUGUCCAGAAUGUCGCAGCAAAGUGACAGAGAGCGAAAUGAAGCCAGUGCUCUCCCUUCGAAACCUCAUUAACGGGUUUGACGUCACAUGCGACAACAAUGACCGGGGUUGCAAAGUUAUCACCAAACUGGAGAAGUUGGCGUGUCACAUAGAGACAUGUGGGUACGUACCAGUCAAGUGUGCAGGAUGUGGCACCAACAUCCACCGCUACGAACUAGCCGCUCACCAAAUGCGGUGCGAGGGCAUUGCUGCCGCCAUUAAGGACGACGUAGAUAAUGAACGUUCCCUUGCCGCCUCUCGGCUCGGCAAUAUCCGGCUGAACGCCAGCAUUACAUCAGCGGAAGUGUCAAACCUUGUGUCGCGUAUUUCAUUCCUAGAGCAGCAGCUGAAAACAUUCAAGCGUGAUCUGCAGGUUUCUGAGUCAAAGAAUCGUGUUCUGGAAAGAGAGUACCGGAAGUCGAGAGAGGAGUUACAAGAAAAAAGAAACGAGCUGUUGGACGCGCAGUAUGCGGACUUCGACCCCGACUAUGAUUACGGAUACACGCCUGAGAGCAUCGCCAAGCUCUCCCUCCUCAUUGCUAGAUUCCUCCUCAAGAAACCGUCUUAUGCGGAUAGCGACCGGAUCUUCAGUGCUAUCAAACGGUGCUACGAAAACUACGCACGUUGUGGAAAUGAGUACGAACACGAUGUACACAUGUUAGUUGCCUCGGCGUUCGCCAGUAAUUGGUUCGGAGAGGCCCAGCGCAUUAACUUCCACUGUUGGCUACAGAGCAUAGCUCGGUAUAGGCAGGCCACACAAAACUGUAAGUCUAUGUCUUCCGCAUUGUUUGACAGGAAAUCUUCCCAAAAUGAAACUUCACCUCGGGCAUUUGUAUUAUGAACAUCGCGGACAUUUUUUUUUAUCAGGAAAUAUCGUUUAUAAUUUCAUUUGUUUCCAUGGUUUUUUUUAUAUCUUAACUAAAUUUUAUGAUCACCUGCUUGAUUAAGGUUCACCAUAUUAGUAGUAUCAGGUUGUACUGGGUACAGAAGUAACUCGGAAGGAUCAAAGAAGACGUAUUAACUUGUCGAUAUAUACUGUGUCUACUCGAUACAUUGUCACUUCGCUGAUCUAUACAAUACCAACUGUUGAUAUAUACAUUCCGUGCCGUUCACACGACAGUCCAGUGUCGUAUAUAGUGUAGACAAAACACUAGUCCUACUGUUUGGUUCUGUUGUUUAGACUUUUGCUAGACUCAUUACAGAUAUAUUAAAAAGACAUAUUUGGCCGAGCGUGUGCUGUCGCUUCACAACAAUUAUAUAUAUUUGGUUUCCGCCGACACACAUUGUUCUGAUCACGGAGCUGUACCGAACUGUAAUUGUCACGAAACUUCGCUACCUGAGCUAUUUUGGGUAUCUGUGUACUAAUUAACGUUUACAGAAAGAUUCUUUAGUUCAAAUGGUUCUUUUCCAAUGAUUCACUUGUAUUGCUUUUAAUUAAAGGUUAUAUUGCAAAUGGUACUAUGUCGGAUGUAAAACCAAUACAGUACUUUAGCCUAUUACAGGACUACAAGUACCACAGCAAUUAUCAUAUUUUCAUUUAGAACCUUGUCUUCCAUUAAAAUAGUUAUACGCGCCAUAGAAACCCAGAGAGUCUUUGUGUGGUUGAGACUGAGAUUCAUGUGUCUCCGUGAAAGUCAAAAAUGUCACGAAAUAUACUCAGGGUAUUACAAGUACCAUUACAAUCCAUACUAUGUCGUCGUAUAAGUUCAUUAUAACCUAAAGGUUUAGUCUCAUAUGUCAUACAGCGUUGCUAUCAAACCACACAAAGUUAGGAAGGGGUACUGCCUACUCCGUUGCGCAUUGUCAUCUUUGGUCGCAAGCAUUAUCUGUCUUAUACUGUACGACUUCUUCGGUCGCGGAAAGGUAAAACUCACAUAUUGUCUAGAAUAUCAACUUAAAUGUCAGCGUCACAUCACCUUUCCUUUUAUAUUUGAGUUAUUAGACAUUCGAAAAAAAAACGCUUCGUUCAGAAAUGUUCAAAUGAAGAAAUUAACGUUAGCAAUUCUAUAGUGGUAAAUUGUUGUUUUUAAUUGAAGCACUACUUAAUGUGAUUAAAGAUUUCUGUAACAGGAUCUACAAUCCUUCAUGUAUGAAAUAUUUUCGUGUAUCGAAUUAUAGCCCAGAUCCUAAAAACGAUAUCACUGAAUUGGUAGCUAAUUAUAGCUCCGAACCCACGUUAUUAGUCACUAUUACAUUAUUUUUUUAAAUCGGCCCCAGGAAAACGUUAAGUAAUAGAAACCUUACACCUUGGAAGUCCACAGUGUGUUCAUUAUAGAAUCGAGUGAUUAAAGUGAAAUUACAACUGUUAAGUGAUAGUAAGUGACUAUAAUUGUGUGUCAUUACAAUACAUGUAAACGAAGUUGUCAACUUAUUUCCAAAUUCAUAGGAAAGUUUGCGUGCAUAGGUAUAGAGCAAAGAAACUCCGAUCAUUGUGCUCGGAUUUUGCAGGUACAAAGCAAGGAAGGGCGCUCACUACAGUAGGGGAGGAAACAAACAAUAUGUUUAUACGAUAGCUAGCUAAUAUAUGUUUCAUUCUUUUCAAUUUCAACAUGUCUGUGAUUUUUUUUAUCAUUUUAAUAAAUAUGUUU
Mizuhopecten yessoensis (Yesso scallop) is the source of this 3472-nucleotide messenger RNA. Its product is annotated as RING finger protein 151-like. The transcript has a single exon. The coding region runs from base 688 to 1725 and encodes 345 amino acids. The record is from RefSeq and is a predicted model, not a curated record. Gene Ontology annotation, biological process: regulation of canonical NF-kappaB signal transduction; protein K63-linked ubiquitination; tumor necrosis factor-mediated signaling pathway. NCBI's taxonomy places the organism in Eukaryota, Metazoa, Mollusca, Bivalvia, Pectinida, Pectinidae. Gene Ontology annotation, molecular function: metal ion binding; ubiquitin-protein transferase activity. Gene Ontology annotation, cellular component: plasma membrane signaling receptor complex.